GUAUCUUGUCAUCAUGUAAAGAAGUUGGUGCUGCUCCUGUUGUAGCCCUCAGAAGUUCCAUUAUCUGCCUGGCAGACACUCUUUCGCAAGAUGUUCCUAUCAAACAUGCUGGGAAUAACUCUUCUCAGCAUUCUUAUAACUCCUUUUGCUCUUGCGAAUCCCGACCUGUUUGUACUCUCUGAAUUGGAAGGUCCUUUGGAUGACACCUCCUCUCUCGUCACUUUCAACCACGCUCUUUUAAGACGUCAGACAAGCUCUAAUUCUCAUCCCGACUAUACCUGUGGACCGGACCGACCCUGCCAGAACAAGGCAUGCUGUGGAAAGUCGAAUGUCUGCGGAUUUGGAGAAUUGUAUUGUGGUGAUGGCUGCCAGUCUCACUGUGAUGCCAAAGCAGAGUGCGGCCGCGAUGCUACGACUCCUGGCACUGAAUGUCCAUUGAAUGUCUGCUGCAGCCAAUUCGGGUUUUGCGGCACUACUAGUGAAUUCUGUGAUACUGGCUGUCAAUCGAACUGUGGUCAACCUAACAAGCCUGGUUCGGGUACAGAUGCCCGCAACAAGAUAAUUGGAUACUGGGAGUCCUGGCGAGCCGAUGGCGUGCCUUGCGGUGCCAUGUCGCCUGAGUCCAUUCCAGUUGAAGCCCUGGAUCAACUGAACCUUGCUUUUAUAUAUAUCGACCCGGAAACUUACAAGCUCAUGCCUAUGGAUGGUGGUACCAUCACGAAACUCUACGAACGUGUCGCAAAUACUAAGCUUCGCAAUCCCAACCUCAAAGUAUGGAUCAGCGUAGGCGGGUGGAGUUUCAACGAUCCAGGCGCUUAUCGUUCCAUCUUUGGUGCUAUAGCUGGUGAUGAACGCUUAAGUGCCGAAUUUGCGCAGAACUGCCUCGACUUCAUGAACGAAUACGGAUUUGACGGAGUUGACAUCGAUUGGGAGUACCCAGGUGCUGAAGACCGGGGUGGUACGCUUUCAGAUAUCACGAACUUCCCUCGGAUGUUGGGCAUCUUGCAGAAGCGAUUCAAAGUGGGGGACGUAUCCGGCAAACGAUUUGGCUUAUCUAUCACAGUUCCAACUUCAUACUGGUAUCUACGUUGGUUUGAUCUGCCCAAGAUUGCCGAGCAGAUUGAUGAAUUCAACCUCAUGACUUACGACUUGCAUGGUAUUUGGGACAGAACUGACCCUAUUGGCCCAUACGUUUGGGCUCAUACAAACCUUACGGAGAUUGACCUUGCUCUGGACCUCUUCUGGAGGAACGAUAUUAGCAGCAGAGGUAUCAACCUAGGCUUAGGAUUCUACGGUCGCACAUUCAAGCUCAAGGACUCUCUAUGUUCUGAGCCUGGUUGCGAGUUCUCCGGACCAGGAGAUGAGGGUUCAUGCACCAAGUCAGCUGGUAUCCUAUCCUAUAGGGAGAUCCGUGCUUUACUGGAAGAGAAUACCCUUUACGACAGCGCUAAAUACGAUGAAGAGGCUGGUGUCUAUUACGUUACCUAUGGCGAAGGUGGCCAAAGCUGGGUCUCCUUUGACGACUCGGUAUCAUUCCAAGCGAAGGUUGACCUUGCGAACUCAAGGGGCAUAGGGGGCUUAUUUAUCUGGGCAUUGGAUCAAGAUAACGAUAAUCUAGACGCUCUAAGAGCAGUCUCAGGACGCGAUGUGGUGGUUCCCCCGCAUGGUUCUGGUACUUUCGGUGCGUUCGACAUCGACAAAUGCUAUAUCACGGACUGCAACGCGAAUUGCCAAUCUGGAGAUACUCUUAUGACGCGACUCAACCAAGACGAAAGCGGAAGGGGAUGCGACGGCAAAGAACACAACCAAAGAUCGUUCUGUUGUCCACCCACGACGUCCCCUGAUCCUAAAACAUGCCGCUGGACCGGCGGACCUGUGAAUUGUCAUGGCCAAUGCUCUUCCGGCGAGGUCUCCAUGGUUUUCGACGAUUGGGGCGACAGCAAAAAGCGUUGCACCAACGGAGGUAAGAAAGUUUGGUGUUGUCCUGCGACUAACGGUCAGUCGUUGAUCGAAAAGUGCGGACUGGUUAAGGGUAAGAAGUGUCCCUCGGAUAGGCCACAAGAUCUCACCUACAUCUACGACAAAAUUUACAAUCUGUUCGACGCCAUUGAGGUCGACGAGACAUUUUGCUGUCCAUCCGAGCCCAAAUUCAACAACUGCAACUGGUUCGGCGACAACUACUACUGUAACGACAACGCUUGUCCCGCAGGCCAAGUUGAGCUCUUUAGACACCACGGAUAUCACGGACUACCCGGGAAAACGGAGCAGAUGUGCAAUAAAGGACGUCAACAAGCUUUCUGUUGCGACCCACCAUUCACAGGAGGUUCACCAUUCCUGCCGGUGCCUCUGGAGAACUUGUUCCCUGAUGCUGCCGAGUUCCCCAUCGAUUACGACCCUGUUUUUGCCGAAGCAUUCGAUUUGAACAAAGACCUGACUCCGGAAGUAGAAUAUUCACAAGAUCCGGACACGCAAAGUUUUGCCUGGGUCAUUAUGGUCGGCCCAACUGCAGAUGUUCAAAGUUUCGAAAAAAGAGACGGCAGCCACUUGGAGCUGUUUGACUGCCCUGAUACUCAUCCCGAUGAUUUCUCUGUGCAGCAAGCUAAAGCGAUCUGCUUGACAGACUCUCCGGAUAACGACUGCGAAGACAUCAUGGAAGGUGGUGUUGAGGGUACUGUUGUCAAACUCCCGAAACACUGCGGACCGGACCAGUGGGUCAGGGCGCUCAGAUAUGAGGAAUCUACUGACAGGAACCUUCCACCACAUCUUGUCAAGCGUGCUAAGCCACAUCAUAAGAUUUAUGACUUCCACUAUGACUACGACUUCCGCAACCUUCGACGAGAUGGCGGGGAAGUUCACGUCCGUAUUGAUGCUUCCAACCACCCAGGCUAUUGGAAUGAAGUUGUAGCCAGGCCGGCUGGGUCGCCAAUCAAACGUGAUGCAUCGAGCUGGAGAGAUCUUGAUCGAAGGUCUUUUAGUGAAGACGAUCCGAGCGACUGGAAAAAACGGUUUGACAACCUGCUGAAGGACGGCAACGUUGGUCUCAAGAAGCAUUAUGAGUUCGACCAAUGUCUUUUUAGUGUCGAAGCAACAUGUUCCGCCGGAAGCGCAUAUGCCGAAGCAUUCGCCACUGGUGAAUUCAACACGACGAUGGAUUUUGGAGUGUCUCUAAUCGGCACACUUCGUACUUUCACGUUCACUGAGGCGUUUUCGUACUUCCGACAGGAGGCUUUCGAAGCUCGUGUCCAGGCUGCACUCGCAGCAAAGGCUAAGCUUCGCUUCGACAGCGGGUUUCAUCCUGUGGGCUCCUUCGACGCAUUCGGAUCCAAUUACAACAUCAAGGGUAUCUUGUCGAUCAACCCCUACUUCAGCGUUGCUGCUCGCGUCCAAGCCGAGGCUACAGUAUCUCUCCAAGCUACUGUAGAACUCACCUUAAAGCAUGAUCGUUUCCAGUACUACCUGCCAACAAACCUAGGAUCGCUGCCCACAGAGCCUGGCGGCAACUUCCAGGUCACCUCGCGUAAUGGCCCAAUCAGUACUCUAGGUGACGUAUCUGCUAGCGUUGGUGGCGACGUGAUUGUCUCAAUAGUGCCUACUAUCGGUUUCGAUAUACAGCUGGCCUUCGGUGGUAAACAGCUAGUUGACACCUCUGUCAAGCUCACUUCCCAGGCAGACGUCGACUUUGAUAUUGCUGCUACGGCAGGCACGUCAUGUACAGGUCUACAACUAGACGUCAAAGGACAGUUCCAGGCACAACUGAUCCUAGAGAAUGCGCUUCCUGGUUGGAUAAGUGGCACUUAUGAGAUCGAGCAACCUAUUCCGAAGAGUAUCUACUCCGAUUGUAUUGCUUGGGUACCAACAAAACGUGCUAUUACUCACGACGACGGUACUGAGUCUUUGUCGAGUAACAAUCGGUUAGUGGCUCGACAGACCUUGGGUGAAUCUCUGUCCGGUAACUCAGUACCACGGAGCGGUACUUGUGCAUUCAGUGUCAAAGGAGUCUAUUGCGCCGAGGACAAGAGAGAUGAUGCCGAUUUGAAUUGCGACGUCUACGAUCUGGAAGAUCCCGAUGGGGACUCAAUACCAGACGACAACGACUCCACACUAGCCGAGCGUGAGAUCGAUGAUGAUAGUGUCGUUGUGUCAACUCUCUUGGACGGAUUCAUCACUCAUCUACCUCACUCACAUCAUGUACACCGUCAUGUGCACAAGGUCCGGGAGAAUAUCGCACACCUCUUCGAAAAGCGUGGCGGUGCUAAGAAGCGAACGUUUUGUGAUCCAAAAGACCCCAAAAGCGGCCCUUAUGCCGUCAAAGGGUACGCGGGAGUCAGCUCGGACAGCAGGACCUUUAUACAAUACAAGGGCUUCCCAGACAGCUCAGACAUCAAGACCGACCAUCCUAAUGCCGAUGCAUUUACCUUCGAAGACCCGACCGAUUGUAACAACUACAACAUGAGAAAAUUCAAGGCAUCUGCUGUCACCGAUACAAAGAGCUACGGUGUCUCGAACUUCUCCCUGUAGAGUCAUUGUGCUGACCAGAUUCAAUCACAGCGGAGCAUGUACUUGAGAA
This is a messenger RNA of Aureobasidium subglaciale EXF-2481, 4567 nucleotides long. Its product is annotated as glycoside hydrolase family 18 protein. The transcript is spliced from 10 exons. Lineage: Eukaryota; Fungi; Ascomycota; Dothideomycetes; Dothideales; Saccotheciaceae. Gene Ontology annotation, biological process: carbohydrate metabolic process. Gene Ontology annotation, molecular function: chitin binding; hydrolase activity, hydrolyzing O-glycosyl compounds. The record is from RefSeq and is a predicted model, not a curated record. Bases 91 to 4518 code for a protein of 1475 amino acids.